Durusdinium trenchii is the source of this 4455-nucleotide messenger RNA. The record is from the annotation of a GenBank genome assembly. NCBI's taxonomy places the organism in Eukaryota, Dinophyceae, Suessiales, Symbiodiniaceae.
CCUUUCUCCGAUUCGGAACGGAACGGGCGGAGACCGGGGGAUGUGGGAGGCCGCUCCUAUCCCAGUCACAUCGCGGAAGCGACCACCGAUGCACCGGUAGUCCCUGAUGCGCCAGCGGACCUGCGCAUGGAAGCGCUGGCACCACACACGGCCUGGCUUCGAUUUACAGCACCGUUGGACGAGGGCGGCCGCCCUGUGGAGGGCUACGAGAUUCUGGUCACGACGGAAGAUGCCCAGUCUGUGGAGACUUUGCAUGUAAACGCUUCACAGGUUGAUGUGGAAGUCCUUCGCCUCCAAGGAUCUCAGUCUUAUGAGUUUCUUGUGUUCGCUUGGAAUGCAAUUGGCAGAUCGAGCUCCGGUACCUCAGCAAACCUCACAAUGCCUGAGCCGGAAGAACCUGGCGAGCCACAAGGCAUCCAGCUGAGCAAUCUCAGCCUCGAAUGGUCGGCACCCUCACAUGACGGAGGGGCACGGAUCGAAGGCUUUGAGGUUUGGUCGCAGGUGGAUGAGGGAGACUGGGCCCUCGAGGUGACUACCAAUGAGACAGCCAUGAAUCUCACGGGCAUGGUGGGCGACACACUCUACAGGUUUCAAGUCAGAGCUUUGAACCGAGUGGGGGCAGGCGCCUUUGCCGCCGCCGUGGAACUGCGAACGGCGGCCUCGGCUCCGCCGGCGGUGAGGAACCUCGUGGCUGAUGUGGCUGAUAACCAUGUCCGCUUGCGUUGGUGGGCCCCGGAGAAGGAUGGCGGCUUUCCAAUCAUUGCCUACAGGAUCCAAGAGGAAGCAGAUGAGAUUUACAACACCAGCGGCAACGUCACCGAAAUCAUGGUGGAAUCCUUGCUUUUGAACACCUCUUAUCACUUCCUGGUCUCAGGUGUCAACCUCUUGGGCGCGGGCGAAAGCAAGAGCAUCUGGGUGCUGACCAGACCCGUGGUGCCUCAGCCCGUGGCUGCCCCGCGGGUCGGGUCACGAACGGCGUCCAAGCUGAACGUGACCUGGACAGCGCCUGAGAAUGGAGGCCUUCGCAUUGACUUCUACACAGUGGAGAUGUUUGAGAAUGGUCUGUUCCUAGAGGUGGGCAAUGUGACCCAAAAUGCUCUGGAACUCGUGGGCCUUCAAGCCAACCAGAGCUACGUGCUGCGGACCUUCGCUUGGAAUGCGCUUGGAAGGUCUUCCGAAGGUGACAUCGCAGUGCUGGAGACGGCUGAUCCCAGCGUGCCAGAGCAUGUAGAGCAUGUGGCCAUUGAUGUGGUGAACUGGAGCGCCCAUGUCGCUUGGGCGGAGCCGCUGGAGACGGGCGGCCUCGAGCUAUUCUACCAGGUCGCAGCAAGUGCCGAACACCAUGAAUUGGUCUCGGAGACCUCCCAUCUCUCGGCGCUGCUUUCCGCGCUGCGCGGCGACCAGGUUUACAACUUCACCAUUUCGGCCUGCAACAGCGUGGGCUGCACGUCGUCGCUGGAGAAGACCUGGAGCAUGGCGGCCUCGGCUCCGCCUCAGGUGGAGGCCCUUCGUGUCCAGGUGGCAGAUCAGACAGCGCUGCUCUCUUGGGAGCCCCCACAUCACCUGGGAGGAGGGCUUUUCGUGGCCUACCAGGUGGAGCUGGGACAGACCACUUGGCAGGUGCAGUCCAGCAACAUCACGAUCCCUGCGCUGGAGGGUGACAGUGAGUAUCGCUUCCGUGUGCAGGUCGUGACCACGGCAGGUCUCAGCCCUUGGGUGGAAGUGGAUGCCCAGACCGCAGAGGACAGCAUGCGCCUUGACUGGAACCACCCGAAGACUGGUGGCUUCGAGAUUCUCAAGUACCGAAUCUUCGUCCGAUGGGAAGGUAAUAUGACCAGCUUUGUCAUCGAAGGUCUGCAGGCUUUGCCUUCGGAGGGUCACACCGCAGCCUGGCGCUCGAUCCGGCGCGUCCCGGCCGUGCUGGGGGUGCAGGCCGCGCUGGUGGGGGAGACCUUCAUCGCCCUAAGGUGGACUCCGCCAAAUGCCACUUUCAUGGGCUAUGUCUUGGCACUCCGGGAGCCAGGUACGCCUCGCAUGUGUGGCGAAACCUCCAAGUUGGGCACGAAAGUCGUUGCUCAUGCGCUGGGCGACCCUUCCGGUGCGUCACCUGCUAUGGCGGCAGCAGUCUUGGCGUCGAUGUGCGACGGUGUGCAGGAUUGUGGAGGCUUGGAGGCGUGGAGGCGUCGAAGCCGCGAAGCGUCAGAGCUGCGAAGCGUCGAGGAUGGAGAUUGCAAGGGCUUAGAGAAACAGCUCAUCGACCUCCGACCAACGCGGCCGAGCGUUGCAGCUGCCAAUGGCUCGGAGCCUGCCGCUCGAUGCAAUCUCCGCUGCUUUAGAACGCCCCCGCAACGCCUCACCCUGGAGACGCGCUGCGGCUCUGUGGGCGAGGAGGUGCCGGCACGCUGGCCAUACGACGUCCUCACCGGCGCGGCUCCCACGUUGUUGGCCAUGCUUCUCGGAUGUUUAGUGGAGGCUGAAUUGGAGAAGCAACUUCUCCGCGGCCAAGGCGACCCAGGUCUUCGGUAUGGAAUGGGGUGCCAUUGGCUGCGGGAGAUGGGUACGGAACGCCGCAGGCAGAACAAACUGGCGCGAAUGGUGGGUGUCUCCAAGCUGCGGGGGCGGGUUUCGAAGUUGGGAGCAGCCGCGCGCCCAGCUGAAGAUCCCAAGCCUGCGGAGCGCUCGGAGUGCAAGACCUUAGAUGAUUACACAGCGGCAGACAGUCUCCGAGACCGACUUUUGAAAGGAAGGUCUCCGGAAGUUUGCUUGAAACUCAUGUCUUUUCAUGUGUUGAUGCCGCUGCCAAGUGCACCAAUCACAGCCCCUGUGCAGCCGGCAAAGGGCCUGUCUGCUAGGCAAGCGUUCUUUGAAGAAGUUCCUCGCGUACGUGGGAACAUUAUUCCAGAGCUCUCAGAAAUGGUGGCGCAAGCAGCGAAAGUCGCAGAGCUACAGAAAGAGCAGACGGAUGCCUGCGACUACAUGGACUUUAUUUUCGACCACAGAGAUUUGUUGGGCCGCCUCAGCACUGAGCCCUGCCCAUUGGAUCUUCCAACAUUUUCCAGGCCCGACAUGACCUUGACAGACAGUCAGCGGGACCUGCUACGAGCUGCGGUUGAAGGAGGUCUGACAUUGCCGGUGGAAAACAAACAUGAAGAUGUGAAGGGCCUCAGGCGGUUUACGCAACAGCCGUAUGUCCACAAGUCUGAUGAAUGGCUGAGUUUGUUCCAAGCUGAGCCGCCGCGAGGCGUUCUUUGCCGCAUUGCGCGGCGCUUGGAUGUUUCGCUGAGUCCUACCAAUGGCCCCUGGCAGUAUCCGGAGAAACAAGACUUUCGCGAGGAGAUUGCCAGGAUGAGGUCAUGGUACGAACCUGGGCGCAGGAAGUUCCGCCGUGUACAGGAUCUUCGAGACGACAGCGCUGCCCUACUUCCUGGAGCCCCAACAGUGUUCACUGCUAAAGUGAAGAAACAUUACGCGCAGCUGAAAACUCCGCUGAAGGAAGAAGGUCUUUGGAAGUGGGCGCUAGUAGCCCGUGGUUUGCAUAAAGCAGGUGUGCCUGUGGUCAGCGGCACCAUCUCAGUGGAGCAAAAGUGGAGCCACAUCAAGUCCAUGCUCCCGCAAGAAGCACGACGUAUCUCCAUGCAGUGGUUCGACAUGCUCUCCAACUUGUGCUUCCUUCGGUUGAUGUACAGUCAUUAUCAUCAUGGAAGUAUGCCUUCUUGGACGGACAACGACACCUUGCUUUCACACAAGCUUGACGGCCUUAUUGCUCUGGCCCAAUGUUUGUCGAACAUGGAUGGUGUGUUAGACGAGAUUCCUUCAAAUCUCGCCAGCACGGUGCCGCUUGAGGCCGAGGGUGACGGAGACCUCGCCGCAGACACAGGCACAUCCGCAAGCGCGGUUUUUUGGGAUCCGGAGCUUGUCGAAGAAGCCUUUGGCGUCCAGUUCCCCAGCAAGGUGCAUAUGAGAGUCUUGCACACCAAGUGGGCUCGGGCCAUGGCGCAAGGACUUAAGUGGGUGGAAACGCAAAGGUACCGAUCCAAAAGCCUGAACGCAAUGAAAUUUGCGCAGGCUGGUGAGUGGGUAGUGUUGGGGGACUCCCAGCACAUCAUGGCCAUAGGAGUGUGCGCCGGAAAGGUUGUGCGAGGGUGCAGAGACAUUCUCAGCAGCGGUGUCCUUGACCACCUGGACGAGUCGCUACGAGCGGACCUGGAGAGUUACCUCAAUGUCGCUCAAAGCUUUGACUACAUAACCUUCUCUAGCGUGUGCAACCUGACCGCAGGCGAACCCAUCCCAUGGAAGAGCUUCUGGAGUCUGCAAAGUGCAAGAAACCCGAAGAAUAAGCAAGGUUUCCCGCGUGUUGGAGGACCAGACUUGGCCCCGGCACUAUUUUUGUGGACCCAGCAAUUAGGAGCUGAAUGGAUCACUCCUUAUGGCAACCCCGGUGAAGAGUCUGAGUAA